Cynoglossus semilaevis (tongue sole) is the source of this 18136-nucleotide messenger RNA. It is a transcript of the gene mdn1, whose product is annotated as midasin AAA ATPase 1. NCBI's taxonomy places the organism in Eukaryota, Metazoa, Chordata, Actinopteri, Pleuronectiformes, Cynoglossidae. The transcript is spliced from 103 exons. Gene Ontology annotation, molecular function: ATP binding; ATP hydrolysis activity. Bases 168 to 17411 code for a protein of 5747 amino acids. The record is from RefSeq and is a predicted model, not a curated record. Gene Ontology annotation, biological process: ribosomal large subunit export from nucleus; ribosomal large subunit assembly. Gene Ontology annotation, cellular component: preribosome, large subunit precursor; nucleus.
GUAUUACACUCACAUGUGGACAGAAUUUUAUCAGCAGUAAAGGGAACGUGUUUUGAGUGUGUGUUAUGAUACACAGACGCGCAAUGAAACUCGCCGUUUACUGUCAUUUCUCCGUAAAAACAGUGUUUCCGCUGUAGACGUAUCGUUCACAUGCGACAGGAGAAAGAAUGGAAAAUUUAGAAUUAAGUCUCUCGUCACUAUCCACAAUAUCCAGGCAUGUUGACAGAAGUCGCAACGAGCUUGGUCAAUAUCUUUCCAAACAGAUAUGGAGCCAGCAGGACAGACAAUGUAUUCUCGACUGCCUUGCUCACCUGCUCCUCGAGAAGGAUUACACUUUACUCAUUGCACGUCACCUGCGGCCUCUGAUCCUGGACCUCCUGGAGCGGAACGUGGACAGAGUUCGAGCAGGUGGCCGAAUCAACCACGACCUCCACGAGCGCCUGUGUGUAGCUCUCAGUAAACUCCUCAGCAUCAGUCCUGUUGCACAUGCAUUUGCUGCUAAGUAUUUCAUCAGCGCCCCUCCAGUUUUUCAGAGGCUCUUUUUCACCAGCGAAGAGUCGGCCUCCGUUCAGUAUGGCCCCAGACGAAUGAAAAUGCGUGACCUCAUGGGUGCCACACUUCGUUUCCUGCAGAGCGAUUGCGCCAAGUAUCGCAUGCUCUGGGAUUGGAGUCCCUGUGUGUCGCAGCUGCUCACCAGCGACCUCAUGGUGCGAGGGUACACUGCCCAUUGUUUAGCACUGGUUUCGCAUAUGACGGACAAUCAGAAAACAAUUUUUCUGAGGAAGGUGCUGACGAAUGACGAAAUUCUUCACAUGAAAAUCAAUGCAUUGGAAGAAACUCAACACAUGGAGGCAGAGAAAGCGCUGGUUCUGGCCAACCAGUGCUCGGUGAUGUGGCGCCAGGAGAAAGCAAAUAAGUUCACCAGAGGUCACGUGGUAUCGGAGGACCUUUCGCAGAACGUUGUAGCAGUCUGUGGGGUUGUGCUUCCCAGGGUAGCCCCCAGACAAGUCGAACAGGUGUGUAUGCCAGGUCAACAGGUUAAUGCUGUGAAUAAGGAAAAAAAAAAUAUUCUGAGUCCUCUAUCCUGUCCUCAGGAGAACCCGAAGGAUCUCGUGCUGGUGGAUUCGACCUGUCGCAAUGUGCGGAGACUGGCACUAGCUGUAGCGUCCCAGAAGCCCGUCCUUCUCGAGGGGCCUAUCGGGUGCGGUAAAACUGCUUUAGUCGAGUUCAUCGCCGCCGUUACUGGGCAUAUGAAAACUGCGGAGAUUCUCAAAGUCCAACUGGGAGAUCAGACUGACAGCAAGAUGCUGCUGGGGAUGUACCGUUGCACCGACAUUCCGGGGAAGUUCGUGUGGCAGCCGGGAACGCUGACACAAGCUGUGUCCAAGGGCCAGUGGAUUCUUCUGGAGGACAUUGACCACGCACCGCUGGACGUGAUCUCUGUGCUGUUGCCUUUAAUGGAAAACAAAAAGCUGAUGAUUCCAGGAAGGGAGGAUUGUAUCGAGGUUGCGCCUGGAUUUCAGUUUUUCGCAACAAGAAGGACCUAUUAUAGCGGUGGGAGCUGGCACAAGCCGCAGAACUCUCAUGCAGCGUUGCUGGACAAAUACUGGACCAAGCUGCAGAUGGGCAACAUGAUGCGAGAAGAGCUGAAGAAAGUGAUGACCGGCAAGUACCCUGGGCUAACGGUGGUAGCAGAGCGUCUCCUGGAUAUCUACUGUCAGCUGACUGGGGAAAAUCAUGCCGAGUUGGAGGCAAGCGGUCUCCAAACACUGACACCGAUGGAAGACUCCCAGCAGCCCAAGUGUGAAAACAGAAGCGUACCACUGGAGGGAAGAGCCCUGUCACUGAGGGACCUACUGAAAUGGUGCGAGCGAAUAAGCGUCAACUUCAACAGCAUCUCUUUCGCCACUGCUCAGCAAGUCUUCCAAGAGGCUCUUGACUGCUUCACAGCCAUGUUGUCUCGCCCCGAAAGCCGACUGCAGAUGGCUGAGAUCAUCGGAAGCAAACUGAACAUCUCCAAAGAGAAGGCGCAGCAUUUCUGUCACAUGUACCAGCCCGGCAUCUCGCUGUCUGAGCUGCAGGUCUCGGUGGGCAGAGCAACUCUGGGUCGAAAGCAGACAGAAGCGGUGCAGCUGAACGUGGGAAACGAGACAUUUGCCGCCACUCGACCCUCCGCCGUGUUGUUGGAACAGCUGGCGGGUUGUGUGUCCAAAGGCGGACCCUCUUCGCUCCAAGAGCGGGGGGAGGCGCUGGCUGCGAAACUGAGUCAGACGCAGCAGCAGAUCCGAGUCUGUGAGACGGCCAUGGUUUUUGCGUUUGUUGAGGGAACACUCGCCCAGGCUCUGAAGAAGGGACACUGGGUCCUGCUGGACGAGAUCAACCUGGCUGCCCCAGAGACCUUGGAGUGUCUGAGUGGACUCCUGGAGGGCAGCACAGGAUCUUUGGUUCUGUUGGACCGUGGAGACACCGAGCCACUGGUUCGACACCAAGACUUCCGACUCUUUGCCUGCAUGAACCCCGCUACCGACGUGGGGAAAAGGAACCUUCCUCUGGGCCUCAGGAACAGGUUUACUGAGCUCUACGUGGACGAGCUGGAGAAUGAGGGAGACCUGCGUAUUCUGGUUAUUGACUACCUCAAUCACCUGCACCCAAACAGGAAUGUUAUCAGUGGCAUCAUAAGUUUUUAUUUAGCAGUACGAAAAGAGGCCAACUUACACCUGGUGGACGGUACAGGUCACAGACCUCACUACAGCCUGCGGACUCUGUGCAGAGCGCUCAAGUAUGUGGCCGCGAACCCGUGCAACAGCGUGCAGCGCUCACUUUAUGAGGGUUUCUGCCUGAGCUUCUUGACCCAGCUGGACAGAAGCUCUCAUCCACUGGUUCAGAAACUGGUCUGCCAGCACAUCCUGAUGGGAAACACCAAAUGUCUCAAACAAUCUAUCCCAGCACCGGCUGACCACCAGUGUGUGGAGCUCGAAGGCUACUGGGUCUCCCAGGGCGAGAUGGAGCCAGCCGCGGACCCGAGCUACAUCCUGACUUCCUCGGUCAAGCUCAACCUCCGCGAUCUCGCCAGGGUUGUGUCUGCUGGGACUCAUCCGGUGCUGAUCCAGGGAGAGACGUCCGUGGGAAAAACCAGCCUGAUUUCCUGGCUGGCUGCAGCCACAGGGAACCAGUGUGUCAGGAUCAACAACCACGAACACACGGACAUCCAGGAGUACAUCGGCUGCUACUCCUCAGACGACAGCGGGAAGUUGGUGUUCCAAGAGGGCGUUCUGAUUGAUGCCAUGAGGAAAGGCUACUGGAUCAUCCUGGAUGAGCUAAAUCUCGCCCCCACUGAUGUCCUGGAGGCUCUGAACAGACUGCUGGAUGACAACAGGGAGCUGUUUGUGGCAGAGACACAGGAAGUCAUCAAAGCUCAUCCGAGAUUCAAGCUCUUUGCUACCCAGAAUCCCCCAGGUCUCUACGGUGGCAGAAAGGUGCUCUCCAGAGCUUUUAGGAAUCGCUUCGUGGAGCUGCAUUUUGACGAGCUGCCGAGUGCAGAGCUGGAAACCAUUCUUAACCAGAGAUGCCACCUGCCUCCAUCGUACUGCACUAAGCUGGUCAAGGUCAUGCAGGAUCUCCAGUCCUUGCGCAGGGGGUCCUCUGUGUUCGCGGGGAAGCAUGGCUUCAUCACCCUCAGGGACCUGUUCCGCUGGGCGGACCGUUACAGACUGGAGGAGCAGUCACAGGAAUCUCAGGACUGGCUACAGCACUUAGCUGACGAUGGGUACAUGCUUCUGGCGGGGCGUGUGAGGAAGCCGGAGGAAGAGGCCACUAUAAUGGCCAUCCUGGAGAAGCACUUUAAAAGGACGGUAAACCCCGAAAACCUGUUCUCUCAGGAUAAGGUGACAAGUCAGUUUAGUCCCUUCAUCGACAGCAUCGCUGGAGUUCCCGAGGAAUUUCGCCACGUUGUUUGGACACACGGGAUGAGGAGACUGGCGGUUCUUGUGGGACGGGCACUGAAAUUCAACGAAUCCGUCCUGCUUGUAGGAGAUACGGGUUGUGGAAAGACGACAAUCUGUCAGCUGUUUGCCGCUCUGUCUGGGCAGAAGUUUCUUUCCGUCAAUUGUCACCAGCACAUGGAGACGUCGGACUUCUUGGGAGGCCUGCGGCCGGUCAGACACACGAAUCAGGCGAGUGGCGAAGACGGCAGACUGUUUCAGUGGCACGAUGGUCCGUUGGUGCUGGCCAUGAAGGAGGGUGGAGUGUUUCUCAUGGAUGAGAUCUCCCUGGCAGACGACUCCGUACUGGAAAGACUCAACAGUGUUUUGGAGACGGAGAAGUCCCUCGUGUUGGCAGAGAAAGGCAGCGGCGACAAUGAUGACGUGGAGCUGAUCAGAGCAGCGGCGGGUUUUCGUCUGGUUGCCACCAUGAACCCGGGAGGAGACUUUGGCAAAAAGGAGCUGUCUCCUGCGCUCAGAAACCGUUUUACAGAAAUCUGGUGUCCGCAAAGCAAUAGCCGGUGUGACCUGAUACAGAUCAUUCAACACAACCUGCGAUCUGGCCUUACAAUUGAUGGCUGCGAUAUUGCUGAGCUGAUGCUGGACUUCAUCGAAUGGCUGACCGAGCAGGAGUUUGGCCGUCGCUGCAUCCUGAGCGUCAGAGACAUCUUGUCGUGGGUUUACUUUCUCAACACCGUGUGUGAGCGGGACGAGGACGGCUUCAUGACCAUGGGGGCCCUGGAGGAUGAAGAAGAAGCAGAAUGGGACCUCAGACUGGACACCGUCACCGCCUUCAUCCACGCCGCGUGCCUGGUCUACAUUGAUGGAAUCGGCUCAGGAACCACAGUGUCAUGUGCAGACAACGCCGUUCUCGCGCGCAGGCUGUGCCUCCGCUUCUUGCAGCGGCGGCUGGGCAGCAUGACGAAGCUGGACCAAGAGAUGCUGGAUGCUCUGAGGGUGUAUGACAGCAACUUCCUAAGAAAACCCCAGUGGGGCGAAGACUUCUUUGGUAUCGACCCAUUCUACAUCGCUUUAGGACCUGACACCGAGAAUCGAGACCUGUCGGAUUACACUUUCGCAGCAGGCACCACUGCGAUGAACGCACAGAGGCUACUUCGAGCACUAAAGCUGCAGAGACCUGUGCUCCUGGAGGGGGCGCCCGGUGUGGGAAAAACCAGCCUGGUGGCCGCACUGGCAAAAGCAUCUGGAAACCAUUUAGUCCGGAUUAACCUCUCAGAGCAGACGGAUGUGACCGACUUGUUCGGAACCGAUCUCCCGGUAGAAGGAGGUAAAGGAGGAGAGUUUGCGUGGCGUGACGGCCCCCUUCUGGCCGCUUUAAAAGCAGGCCAUUGGGUGGUUUUGGAUGAGUUGAACCUGGCCUCCCAGUCGGUGUUGGAGGGCCUGAACGCCUGCUUCGAUCACAGAGCCGAGGUCUUUAUCCCCGAGUUGGGCAUGAGCUUCCAGGUUCAGCAUGAAAAGACCAAGAUUUUUGGUUGCCAGAAUCCGUUCACUCAGGGCGGCGGGCGUAAAGGACUUCCCAAAUCCUUCCUGAACAGAUUCACGCAGGUCUUUGUGGAUCAACUCAGCGGCAAAGACAUGGAGUUCAUCGCAGGCUCCAUGUUUUCCAACAUCGAUAAGGGAAUCAUCGCCAAAAUGGUGGACUUCAGUAACAGGCUUGUCCAGGAGACUAUCGUGGAACGACGGUGGGGUCAGAAAGGAAGCCCCUGGGAAUUCAACCUGCGGGACAUGUUCCGCUGGUGUCAGCUGAUGCAGGCCGACCAGAGUCCAGGAUUUUUCAGUCCGGGCCAACACGUAGCUUUGGUGUAUUCCGACAGGAUGAGAACAGAAGCCGACAAGGCUCAGGUGCUGUCAGUGUUCAGGAAAGUCUUUGGCGAGGACUUUGAGCCGUACAGCGGCUCCAGACAGUUUCAUAUCACUCCUCUCAACCUGCAGGUCGGCUUUUCAGUGCUACAGCGCAGCGGUGGCGCCCCCGUUGCCCUGGACCCCCCGCUCUCUAUUACACAUCAGGCCCUGCGGCCGCUGGAGUCUCUGAUGAAGUGCGUGGAGAUGGGUUGGAUGACGAUACUGGUCGGGCCCACAGCCAGUGGAAAGACCAGUCUGGUUCGGCUGCUGGCUCUGCUGACGGGACACCGUCUCCGCGUCAUGGCCAUGAACAGCGCCAUGGACACCACUGAGCUGCUUGGAGGCUUUGAACAGGUCGACAUCAUGCGACCCUGGCAGCAAGUGCUGGAAAGCGUCGACUACAUAGUCGCCAUGGUGAUAAGACGCGGCCUCAUGUCGCUGGACGUCGGCGUUCAGGACACGGAGUUCCUGCUCAAGACCUGGGGCCUGUUUUGCGACUGGCUGAAGGAGAAGGAGAUGCACAAGAACGGAGGGACGAUAGAUGCGGAGGCUCUGAACAAGCUGGAGGUCAUUAUCCUGCUGCUGCAGAAGCUCAACAUUAAACUGAAAGUCUUCACAGACAUGUCCAAGCUCCAGAUGGACUUCACGCUGCUGAAGGAGCGCCUGGUCCAGCUGGAGGACGGCUGGACUAAUGGAGGUUUUGAGUGGUUGGACGGUAUGCUGGUCCAGGCCCUGCAGGCUGGUGACUGGCUGCUCAUGGAUAACGUCAACUUCUGCAGCGCCUCGGUGCUGGAUCGUCUGAACGCUCUGCUGGAACCUGGUGGAACCCUAACCAUCAACGAACGUGGCGUCAUCGAUGGAAAAACCCCUCAAAUCACUCCGCACCCUAACUUUAGGUUGUUCCUGACCAUGGACCCUGUACACGGGGAGCUUUCACGAGCCAUGAGGAACCGAGGGGUUGAGGUGUACAUCCCAGGGGAACACGAGGGCGUCUGCUGGGACACGCUAGACCUGAAGACCCUGCUCCACACCGCUGGGGUCACUGGAGACUGUGUGUGCGAUUUGCUUAUUAAAAUACACAAAAGCAUCAAAUCUGCUAUCUGGGAUUCCCCUGCCUCGUCAGUGGCCUCUCUCCUCUACGCUGGCACUCUGUUGUCCUGUCAGCUGCACAGAGGUGUGGAUCUACCCAGUGCCCUGCAGCAUGCCUGCGGAGAGGCAUACGCCUUGUGCCAACGAACCACUGCCAACCAGAAGCAAGCUCAGCAGAUAAUUGAGCAGCAACUGGCCGUCCUAGACACCGAGGACUGGGGAAGCGGGCUGCUGUGUGCCGGAGUUUGGCCCGACGGCUUCCCCUCCGCACUCCUUUCCACAGAGGAUUCUUGCUUUUCCACCGUCCUCAGAGACGGUCAGGUGCUCUCAUUCUGUCUGAACAACCUCAGCCUGCAGGGCAAGCGCAACCGUCCAUUGAGCCUCAGCGACCUGAAGAGGGUGCUGCAGAGCAGUGGAGUCCACGACGGCCUGAUAUUUUCCGAAGGCGUAGUGGAUCUGGAGGAAGGAGACACCCUGAGGUUAAUUCCUACCGCGGUGAGACUGGUCACGGAGAGGGCGUCUCACGGAGACUGGAUUCUCCGCAGCAGCUGGCUAGCACACCUCGGAAAAUGCUACAAAUACGUACCUGAUUCAGCAUUGGUCCAGGUGGAGGCAGGGAACCGGGCGUUGAAGUCCGUGUUCGGCAGCAAACUCGCCGCCAAAGGCAAGUCACUGGCGGAGUUGCUGCAGCCUCACAGCACAGAUGAAUACAGGAUUCUGGUGGAUAUGCGAUGGAACAAACAGUACCUGGACAUUUUAGCCAAUAAGUGCAGCUUUGAGGAUGAGGAAAGAUACAUGGAGUUUUUGGAGGCGUUGAACACAGUAGCUAACAGGAUCGCCCUGAUGAUGGACAGGGAGGAGAGAUCAGUCGUCUGCUCCUGUGCCGUCAACCUGUCUUCUCAGAACUCUGCACUGAGAAUCGCCUCAGCGUUCAGCAAAGGCACCAUUGACAUCGGUCACCUGCCACAUCCGGUGCUGAUGCACCUGCAGAACUUCUUCGACCUGUGGAGCUCCUUCACCCUGCAGGCUGUGCAGAGUGGGCAGAACUACAUCUCAGACCACAUCAGGUUUGAGAUCCUGCAGUUGCUACAGUGGUUGGAUCGGUUCUGGGACGUGUGCACCACGCUGUCGGCGGACUCGCAGGGAAUCUCUGUGCUGUCUCUGCACUGGCAGUGGGUGCAGAAGCAUCUCAUCCUGCGGCUGCCGCAGCUGCUGCUGGGCGAGACGGAUGAGCCGUUUGAGGGUCAACAGGAGCUUCAGGUGAUCUCCGCAGCCAUCCAGACUGUUCUGUCCACCCCAGUGCCUGUCGCAUCAGCUAUUAAAGGCAUUCAAAAAACACUGGGGAAAGCACUGCCUUUCAAGUUGGAGUCGGUGGGCAACUGUGCGUCUCAGCUGCGGCUCUUAAGCAAGGCCCUGGAUGUGAGUGAUCUGAGACUCGACGGCACACACUUUGCGUGGAGGCAGGAGCUGAUCCGACUGCAGGGCGCCGCGCUGCGGCUGGACGUCAAAGAGAGCCUCCUGGAGGCCUACGGCCUUGUCCUGCUGGCCAACAAUCAGCUCGAUCCACAGACUUCUGGAGUGCUGGAGAGGUUAAUUUCCAGCGUCAAGCAGCAGCAUUGUCACAUGACCUCCACAGGCCUGUUGGAGCGUUACUCCAUGUCUGAGGAUGACGAGCAGGUGGAUGGCGUCCAUCUGGCCAGAGAGGAGCUGCAGCAGCUCAGUCGCAGAGUGCAGCUGUGGCCCCUGAUGGAGGAAGUGGCCGUGCUCAACCAGCUGCGGCUCAGCACUGACCUGCUGCACAUGGCUCUGUCACCCAGUGAUCCGGAGGUAGAGGACAGUUUACGUCGGGAGUUGUCCCGACACCUCCGUUACUGUCUCCAGUCCACCCCCAUGAAUGUCAGCCAGCUGCAGCCACUCUGGUUCCUGCUCAGCAGUGACAAGCCAGCAGAGGACCUACAGUUUGUAUGGUGCGAGCUGCUCUCAGAGGCUCUGGCCGCAUUGUGGACCAGCUACGUCACCUCAGACCCAGACCGCUGGUUGAAGUGGGACCCAGUAAAACCUGAAACACAGCCUGGUCCGAAGCUGCCACAUAGAGCAGAUCACAUGGGUCCAUCCUUGUUGAGUAAAGCAGUUUGGUCACAUUGCAUGCUGGGAGUGUUCAUGAGCAGCAAGACCGGUGAGCGAUGGGAGCCGUCAGCAACGGCCCUUCUGUCGUUCUCCGACGUCACCUUGGGAGAGUGGAAGGAAAGAAUCCAGCAACUGCAGGAGGUGUCUGCCGUCUUGUGGGACAACAUGGCCAUGCCCGCACUCGCCGAGUUUAGGGCAACUGACUUCAGACUCCAGGGGGCAGUCCUCCGUCGCCAGCUUCAGAGCAUGGCCGACCUGCUUCCUGUAAGCCUGCAGGAGGGCUACAUGGAGAGCUGCGAGAGUCUGGUGGAGGACUCUGACCCGUUAAUAGCGGCCCAGGAGAUCCAGACCAUCUUCAGAGAGUUCCUUCCGUCCAAUCUGCUCCCAGACAACCUGGUGGAGAUCUGCAUCGCCUGCCUGCAGCAGUACGUGCAAAACAAGAUCCAAGGCUCCAAAUCGCUCGUCUGUUCCGGAGUGUUCUGGGUCAACAUGGGCCUGCUGCAAAUCAAAGUGUGGACACCGCAGACUAUCUUUGACCCAGCUGUGAAGAGAGCCUACAAAAUGAGCUACGCCCAGCAGGAGCUGGCUCUGCUGCAGGAGGAGUGGAGAGCUCGCAGCCUAGCCUCUCAGCUGAUGACUGGAGCCAAGCUGGAGGAGAGCAGCACCACUGACGGCUUCCAGCAUCCACGAAUCCGAUACCUGUGGAUCCGUAUGCAGCAGAUGAAGGAACAAAUAGCGGAGCUCUCCAGAAAGCAGGCGUGCCGCCCUCACGAGUCUCAGUAUGGCCGACUCUUCCAGGACCUUCAGCACUACCUCUGCAGCAUCGGCCAAGCAUCUCGAGUCCAGGACCUGCUCUCCCACCUGCUCCGAACCAUUCAAGGCUCCUCUCCAAAAGCCAAGUCAUUCGUUCAGAGUCUGCUCAAGGAGGAGGCCGUGUGGCAAAAGUCCCAACAGCAUUUCUCCCAGAGGCUGCUGGAGGACUAUCCCUUGUACCCAGAUGUGGUCGGCCCGGUGCGAACCGGCAUCCUCCAGCUCUGCCACGGAAUGAGGCUGUUGGCCUCCCAGGUGGCUGCCUCAAUAACGCCUGUGCCAGGUCUGCACAAAUUGGUGUCCUGCCUGCUGGCCUUUCCCUCCAUGACCCCCAGCCUGCCCUCUCACCUGGCCCGGGCGGAUUUCCUGUGCUCGACAGCAUGCGUGGAUGUUCUCCGCUGCUUGGUAAAGCUUCUGCCCCAGCAGGACCCUGACCACGUGAUCCCCCAGUCCUCCACACUGCUGCUGAAUGCUCUGCUGUACGUGCAGUGCCAUGUUCUGUCCACUGGAGAGUUUAGUCAGGAGGCACUGAACCUCUUCAGGCACAUCUGUCAGGCUCUGGUGAAUGAGUGGGAUGAACAGGAGAGACGGAGGAGAGAGCGAGAGCAGAUGGAGGCCAGUCUGUACCGCAACCGAAGUCAACUUCACGGUACAGGCCUGAGCGAAGAGCAACAGGAGGAGCAGGACUUCAGGAGGCAGUUCCCUGACUUUAACAAGGAUUUCGCAGACAUCGUGACGCAGCCAACCCUGGAAGGUCCCUCAGACUCAGGGUCGGGGGAAGAGGAACAGAACAAAGUCCACGAGUCCGUUGAGAGUGGUUUCCUGUCCGCGUCUGCUAUGAACACAUUGGUUCAAGUGCAUCAGUGCCUGUGUCUGGGAUACGCCAGAUCGCUGUGGUACCACAACAAAGUGACAGCAAGUCACGGCAAAGAAUCGAUCAAAGCCAUGAUCUCCUCCUACCAAAUUGCUGGCCCUGUGAUGUCACACUUCUAUCAUCUGAUUGAUGCUGAGUUAGACCAGCAGCUGACAGGCAGUGGACUGCUGCUUUCUGCCCUCCUUCAGAACACGGUGCAAGGCUCGGGGGGUAACGAUGGUCUUCUCGUCAACCCGGAAGGUUCCUAUGACUUCUACCAGCAUCCCAAUCUGGUGGAGGCCAGACUCUGCCUUCCUGUCCUCGAGCAGCUGGGUGUCGCGGUUAAGCACAGACUGGAGGACUGGCCCGAUCACCCUGCACUCGUACAGCUGACGGUGGUCAUGGAGAGGAUCAGGGCGUUCAGUCUGGCUAGUCCGCUAGCCAAGUUUCUCAAUGGUCUGGAGAUUCUUCUCAGUAAAGCACAGGACUGGGAGAACAAUGCCAGCCGCUCAGUCUCGCUGCGGAAGGAACUGGAACAAGUCACGCAACUGAUAAUCCAAUGGCGCAAACUGGAGUUGAGCUGUUGGUCAAGCAGCCUGGAUAACGCCAUCAAACGUCACACGGAGAAAUCAACCAAACACUGGUUUUCUAUCUACCAACUGGUAGAGAGGUACCUCGAAGAGCAGAAGUCGGAGCCUGACAAAGAUGAGGAGACAGAGCGCCUCACCCUGGCCUCCGUAUCCUCCACUUUGCAGGCCUUCAUGGAGGGAUCCACCCUGGGCGAGUUCCACACCCGUCUGUCCAUGCUGUUGAGCUUCCACUGCCACCUGCUUCUCGUCCCCAACCAGCCUGGACAAGGGUCUUUGUCCAGUCUUCUGUGGAACCUGCACAAAUACUACAGUCAGUUCUUAGACGGCAUUCACACCAAAAUCUGUCAACUCAGACAGCCCAUAGAGAAGGAGCUCAAGGACUUUGUGAAGAUCUCCAAAUGGAACGAUGUCAGUUUCUGGUCCAUCAAACAGUCAGUGGAGAAAACUCACAGGACGCUGUUCAAGUUCAUCAAGAAGUUCGAGGAGGUCCUGAGUGGUCCAAGUGCUCCCUCUCUGGUAGAACAGGGUAGUAGUGCAAGUUUCGACACUGUCGACACAAACGCGGAAGAAGAAACCCCCGUGCAUCGAGUUCACCGGGCUCUAAAGAGCGCCCUACCAGGGAGGGACAGAGAUCUGCAGAACGAGUGUCUGGAGGAAGAGGCGAGUCCAUCGUCAUUGCAGGGACGCCUCCCCGUCCUCACCAGAAAGAUGAAGAAAAUGUGUGGUCAGUACCUGAAGAAACACCCUGUACCUGAACUGGCUGAAGACCUGGACUGCUUCACAGGCGAAGUGAUCAGUAACCUGCGAGACCUCCAAAACCUCAACAUCGACAUGUCGGCGGAGAAAGACAAACAAAAAGCCGAGGUCAAGCACAUCCUGCAGCAGAAGCAGCGAGCUCUGUCUGACCUCUUCAAGAUGCUCUCAGACAUCGGUCUGUCGUACCGCAAAGGCUUGACCUGGAAUCGCACGGCUGACCCGGUGAAAACCCUCUGCAUGGACCCGCUGGAGAUGAGCACCGCUCUGUCUGGUGUCAGCGGCCGGGAGCAGAAUGAGACGACGUUGUUCACGGAGCUGUUAGCAGCAUGGGACGGAUGUCAAAAGUACUUCUACCGUUCCUGGGCCAGGAAAACAGUCCUGCAGACAGCCCUGCAGCACCCAACCAAGGAGUUGGGUCUGGGCGCCAUUGAGCGCUGCAGAGGCUUCUCUGCUCACAUGUUCAAGCUGCUGCUCAGACAACGACGACGGCUGGCCGUGCUCACUCGGCACUGGGUCCAUCUCAGGAGGCUAACAAACAGCAUGAUGGACAUCAAGGAGCGUUUCCAGGGCCAGAGUGAAGACGUGGCUUCAGGAUGUGCCUUCCCACCUCAGGAUUCUCUACACAGCUGGGUCACUAGAGGGCAGGCUUUGGCUGCCCAGUGCACCGCUCUGUUGCAGCAGCUCAGCUGGACGCUGCAGUGCUGUCCCGAGGACCCGCAGCAGAAAGAAGAGAAAAGCAGUUGCGGGCAGCACACCCUGAGUUGUCCGUCCCCACUGGCCGCGCACCGCCAGCCUGCCGGCUGUCUGAUGAGGAGGGAAGACGCCACCUGGUGUCAGAUCCACCAACGCGUGACUUCGAUGCUCGAGCAAAGUGAGAGCGCCAAGUCGGAGCUGGACGCUGCGGCCCGGCAGAGCUGUGACAGAGCGCUGCACACAUGGAACCACUUUGCGAUGUGCUGUUCAAGCUUCGACCAGCUGAAGGACGUGGCUGCUCAGAUGCCCGGCGUGGAACAGCUCUUCAACCCUGCUGUCUGUUCCUCUAACACGAACGUCCAGCCAGCCAUCACUCAGAGCUUGAAGUACGUCAGGGGACAGGUAGAGGGCAGCGUCACCGAGUUCACCACUUGGAAGAUACAGAUGCUGUCACUGGGACACCAGCCGACAGAGCCCCAGUCUGCCUUCUGCGCCGACUUCUCCGCUCAGCUGGAGACAAACAUCAACACAGUGCUGUGUGCGGUUCAGUCUCUCGUCAAGAGAAGAGAACGCCAGCAACCGGACGAGCAGCAGCGUGAAGACGUUAGCAAAGGUGAGUCCGCGUUUGUCCAUUCAUCUGCGUCCAUAAAUUACGGUAAAAAAAAAAAGUCUGUUUUUUUUGCCGCCACGUUCAGGAGGCUAACAAACAGCAUGAUGGACAUCAAGGAGCGUUUCCAGGGCCAGAGUGAAGACGUGGCUUCAGGAUGUGCCUUCCCACCUCAGGAUUCUCUACACAGCUGGGUCACUAGAGGGCAGGCUUUGGCUGCCCAGUGCACCGCUCUGUUGCAGCAGCUCAGCUGGACGCUGCAGUGCUGUCCCGAGGACCCGCAGCAGAAAGAAGAGAAAAGCAGUUGCGGGCAGCACACCCUGAGUUGUCCGUCCCCACUGGCCGCGCACCGCCAGCCUGCCGGCUGUCUGAUGAGGAGGGAAGACGCCACCUGGUGUCAGAUCCACCAACGCGUGACUUCGAUGCUCGAGCAAAGUGAGAGCGCCAAGUCGGAGCUGGACGCUGCGGCCCGGCAGAGCUGUGACAGAGCGCUGCACACAUGGAACCACUUUGCGAUGUGCUGUUCAAGCUUCGACCAGCUGAAGGACGUGGCUGCUCAGAUGCCCGGCGUGGAACAGCUCUUCAACCCUGCUGUCUGUUCCUCUAACACGAACGUCCAGCCAGCCAUCACUCAGAGCUUGAAGUACGUCAGGGGACAGGUAGAGGGCAGCGUCACCGAGUUCACCACUUGGAAGAUACAGAUGCUGUCACUGGGACACCAGCCGACAGAGCCCCAGUCUGCCUUCUGCGCCGACUUCUCCGCUCAGCUGGAGACAAACAUCAACACAGUGCUGUGUGCGGUUCAGUCUCUCGUCAAGAGAAGAGAACGCCAGCAACCGGACGAGCAGCAGCGUGAAGACGUUAGCAAAGGUGAGUCCGCGUUUGUCCAUUCAUCUGCGUCCGGUGCUAUAAAGGACGCGGACGUGGAUGAGGAUGAGGAGCGUGCAGAAGACCUGCUGAAGCCCGGUCACCUCGCUCGCCUCAUGGAAGCGGAGCUCGAAGCCGAGGUGGAGUCUCUGAAUGUCGGCGAUGUUUGUGAGCAGCUGGAGAGAUUGUUCUGCAGCCUGAGAACACACAGAGACACUUGUCAACCAACGCAGCUUCAGGAGGUACACAGGGCCUGCGGCAUGCUGGCACGUCUGGAGCCUCUCCUGGGCAUGUACUCGGACCUGGUGCGUUACUACCUCGCCAUGUCAGUGGCCGCGCAUAGGAGCACAGGCAAACUGACGUCUGUGCUAGCCAGCAUCUUCACAGAGCUCGCCCUAAAGGGUUUCUGUUUACCUCAGGAGCUAACAGCAGGGGGAGACGGAGAAGGCGCCACGGAGUUUCACGAUUACGAAGGUGGUGGGAUAGGAGAGGGAGAAGGCACCAAAGACGUCAGUGACAAGAUCGAGAACGAGGAUCAGGUUGAGGACACUCUGAAGGAGGGUCAGGAAAAGGAAGAACAACAGGACAAGGGUAAUAUAAAGUCCGAGGACAACGCCAUCGAAAUGUCAGAGGACUUCGAAGGCCAGAUGCAUGAUGGGGAUGAAAAUGAACAAGGCGAAGAAGAAGAAGAUUCUGACAAAGAAGAGCAAGAGGAACUCGACAAAAAGAUGGGCGAUCUGGGUGAAGGCCAGACGGACACCCUGGAUGAGAGAUUGUGGGGCGACGACGAGGACGAUCAGGAGGAGGAAGGGAGUGACAAAGAAGAAGAGUCGGGUCAAGGCAUGGACCAGGGCGAAUCAGAGCUGGUGGCCAAAGACGACAACCUGGACGCUGCCGACCCAAACAAGGACAAGAAAAAUCAGGACCAAGAGGAGCUAAUGAACGACGAGGAAAAAGAGAAGAUCAACGAGCAAGGAGAUGAGAGGGAGUUCGAUGAGAAUGAAGUGGAUCCCUACCACGGUCAGCAGAACAAAAAGCCAGAGCCGGAGUCCAUGGAUCUGCCUGAAGAUCUCAAUCUGGACCAGGAGGAAGAGGCGGGGGAGGACGAAGAGGGCGAGGGAGAUGAAGAGAAUCCUUUCGACAUCGGUGAGAAAGACAUGGACGUGGACGGAAAAGAGGACGGACAGGACACCGCUGCGGAAGAGGAUAAACCGGAGACGGAGGAGGAAGGAGGAGAAACGAUGCAGGACGACCAGACAGAGCAACCAGGAGAGGAGGAGGAGGAGGAGGGACAGGAGCCCAAACCUGAAGAUGAUGAAGAGGGAGGCGGAGAAGGGGAGAAGGCCGAGGGAGAUGAGAACGCCGUUGAAGACGAAGAAAAAGAAGAAAAUGAAAAGAACAAGCGGGAAGAUGGACGAGGGGAUCAGACGGUUCCGAAUGAGAAAGAAGAAAAACAACAGGAAGAGAAAGACGACGACGAAAUGCAGCCGGAGUCGGCCGACAGACGGGAACAUGAUGCCGACGGUCAGACCGGAGAAGAGAACGUCCAGAGCGAAUCAGGGGAAAAAGAGCACGGCAGUGGUGCAGCUGACGCUAGUCAAGCCGAGGGUCACCAGUCGAAGCUAACGGCCAGAAUGGCCGCGCAAACCAAAACGCAGAGCAAGACCCAGAGCCACAAGCGAAAACCGGGUCACGCGGACAACGAGCGGUCGACGGGCGACUACAACGAGCGCAUCAACAAGCGUCUGCGUACAGUGGAGAGCAGCAAAGACAGAAGUUCUGACAGCAGACAGAGUGACGCGCGGCAGGAGUCCGAGCUCUACGAGCACAUCAAACAGGGAGAGACGACGUACGACGCUCAGACUUACGAUGUGGCCAGUGCCGACCAGCAGAACGCAGCAGGGCCGGAGCAGCAGGAGGAUCAGAAGGACGAGGACGUGGCCAUGGACACAGAGGACCAGGACGAAGAGCUCCACGCCGCCGAGAUAGACGAAAUGAAGCCCGAGCAGCUGGACUCGACGAAGGCCUCGCGAAAAGGCGCGGACAGCGGAGAGAUGGAGGCGCAAAGACGAGAUGACGAAGAGGGGGGGGAGGAGGAGGAGGAGGAGAAGUGGAAGGAACAGCGGCCCGGCGAAGAAAACGAACGAGAGGAGAGACGCACAGAGUCCACGGUUCACACGGUCCCUGAGCUGCUGCUGGAAACCGUGCAGAAAACGGAGAGGGACCCAAACGACAUUCGGAGGGAAAUGGAACUCCAGCUGGAAUCCUGGCACAAACUGGCUCCAGGAACUCAGGAGGAGGAAAGCGCAGCGGCGUCCAUGUGGCAUCAGUACCAGAAUCUGACGUCACCUCUGUCUCAGCAACUGUGUGAGCAGCUGCGGCUCAUCCUGGAGCCCACGCAGGCCUCCAAACUCAAAGGCGAUUACCGUACAGGGAAGCGCCUGAACAUGAGGAAAGUGAUCCCCUACAUCGCCAGUCAGUUUCGCAAGGACAAGAUCUGGUUGAGGAGGACCAAACCGAGCAAAAGAGAGUACCACAUCUGCCUGGCUGUGGAUGAUUCGUCCAGCAUGGUGGACAACCACACCAAACAGCUAGCCUUCGAGUCCCUGUCAGUGAUCAUCAGCGCUCUGACUCUGCUGGAGGUCGGACAGGUGUCUGUGUGCAGUUUUGGCGAGCAGGUGCAGCUGCUCCACCCCUUCCAGCAGCAGUUUAACGAUGAGUCGGGAGCUCGGAUUCUCCGUCUGUGUCAGUUUCAACAGAAGAAAACCAGAAUAGCACAGUUUUUGGAUACCUCAACCAAAAUGUUCGUAGGAGCCCGGCAGCAGAUUCCAGGAUCUAGUACCACAGACAUGGCCCAGUUGCUGGUCAUCGUUUCCGAUGGACGCGGCCUGUUCCUGGAGGGCAAAGAGCGGGUGAUGGCGGCCGUGAGGUCAGCGCGCGGCGCCAAUGUCUUUGUCAUUUUUGUGGUUCUGGACAACCCAAACUCACGGGACUCCAUCCUCGACAUAAAGGUGCCCAUUUUCAAAGGACCGGGAGAACUCCCGGAUAUCCGUUCCUACAUGGACGAGUUCCCCUUCCCUUUUUACGUCAUCCUGCGAGACGUCAACGCCCUGCCGGAGACGCUGAGCGACGCGCUCAGGCAGUGGUUCGAACUGGUCACGGCGGCCGACCAGUAGAACGACGAGUAGCCCGUCGUAAAAAAUAGACUGAGCAUCGAUCACUGCUGCAAAGACCUCUCAGCCAGAACUGACAAUAAUAAUAAUAAUAAUAAAAAAACAACAACAACAGUACGGAAUUACCGCUGUACAUGUGCCUUUAUUUUCUUAUUUUUACUGUAGAGUUUAGGAGAUUUAGUAAAAAAAAAAAACAAAAACAAGUGUUCUUUUUAAUGUAAUGAGGAUUGCUUCAGUUUGCACGUCUCUGCUGAAAAUGAAAAAAAAAAAAAAAGAAUGUGAUUUUAGUGUGAACCACCUCACUGAAGUGAAUAUCCAUCUUGUACAAAUGCCCAGGAAAUCUUGUUGUGUGUGGAUGUAAAUCAGGGCUGGAGAAAUAAAUAAAAAAAAAAAAAAAAAGGUCAUUGACGCGACAGAUGAACGGAGCUCAGCUAGCGCAGCCACAGAUCGGUCUUUUUCAUUUUUACUCCAUACUUCGUGGAACCUAAAGCACAGUAUUUCAGCACGAUCCUGUUUAGAAUAGAAACCAGUUCCGGGUUUUCGCACUGUACAUCUGUUGUGUUUAUUUGGUUUUGCCCGUGCGAAUGAAAUGUUUACGAUCACGUCUGUGGUCUGGUUCUAAUGUGAAUUGUUAACGUUCUCUUCCGCCAACCUUGGCUGGGUCGAAUAGAUUUUCACUCCCUCUGUUUUCAUUACAAAACAUCACCAGAGCUGCUGAAAAAAAAAAA